Messenger RNA from Tachysurus vachellii, 2527 nucleotides. RefSeq names its product inactive phospholipid phosphatase 7. Lineage: Eukaryota; Metazoa; Chordata; Actinopteri; Siluriformes; Bagridae. Bases 691 to 1569 code for a protein of 292 amino acids. Gene Ontology annotation, cellular component: nuclear envelope. The record is from RefSeq and is a predicted model, not a curated record. Gene Ontology annotation, molecular function: sphingosine-1-phosphate phosphatase activity. The transcript is spliced from 2 exons.
GAUGAUUUUUUUAGUUAAUUGUACUGAAUGUUCUUAUGGCAAUCAGUUGCCUUAAAUACUUUGAGUUUUGAAGGAAAUUAUUUUGAAUUUUCUUAAGUAAAGUUAAAUGAUUUGAGUUCUGGGCAAUUCAUGUAGGAAAAGAGAAAUAAAUAAACGUUACAGUUUAUUACACACAAAAUGCUUGUUUUUAAAUUAAACAUGAAAUAAAUGUUUGUAUACUUUCAGUUUUAGUUCUGUUAAAUCACUGCAAUGAGUGAAGUGAAUGAAUAUUAUUAUUAUUAUUAUUAUUAUUAUUAUUAUUAUUAUUAUUAUUAUCUUUUUUUCUGUUGAAGCUCUUGAAAUUGCCGCUGAAUGAUUCCAUGGAAACGGAUUAUUCCACUUGGAGCUAAAAAUAGGGGGCGCGUGAUGCUUUACGGGGAUCAAAUAGAAACGUAAAAUAACCAAUUGUUCUAAAAAUACACACUAGGACAAAUCAUUACUAAACCUACAGACAAACAAGUAAACAAACACAUGAAUUAAUAUAUAUCUGCGCUGCUGGAGAUGGGCGUGUCCACUACAUCCCCAAUGGAUGUAGCGCGCACGCUGUGUUACUGUACUACCACUACAACUACUGCGAAUUGGUUUGUUUGUUUGUUUAUUUAAUUCUCGUUAAUAAAACAAACAAACAAACAGUCGUUGGCCAGCGCGAAGAUGCCUUGUAACCCGAGCCGGAUAAGAGCGCGAGCGCGCAGGGACGUGCUGGGGCGCGCGGAGUUCCUCUCCCUCCAUCAGUCGCAGCGUAAUGGCGGCGCGGCGCGGAGAGAGAGCCACAUCAAACCCCAUCAGCAGCAUGAGCACGAGCCGCAGGCACCAAGUGAAGGCGUGAAGGAGCGCGCAGAGACGCCGCGGUGGCCAGAGGAUGACUGCAUGCGGCUGAACCCGUCCCUAAGGGGCAUCGCGGUCAGCUCACUCUUGGCCAUCGACAUCCACCUGUCCAAGCGCCUCGGUGUGUGCGCGCACGCAUCGUCCUCGUGUGGCAGCGUGCGGACCGUCGUCACCCUGCUCGCGCUCACCGGACACGGACUCACGUGGAUCGGCGGCACGCUGGUGUGUCUGACACGCAGCAGCACCCAGGCUGGACAGGAAGUGCUGAUCAACCUACUGCUGGUGGUAGUAAAUGUUACACUUCCUGUCCGUCCAGCCCUGGUCCUUGACAUCCUGAUGGUCGCUGGAGUGCAGAAGCUAGUGAAGCGCAGAGGACCAUGGGAAAUGAACCCGGGCUUCCUGGACUGUGUGGCGAUGGAUGAGUACUCUUUCCCCGCGGCUCAUGCCAGCAGGGCGACGAUGGUGUCCCGGUUCCUGCUGUCUCACCUGGUCCUGGCAGUUCCCCUGCGGGUUCUGUUAGUUCUGUGGGCCUUUCUGGUCGGACUCUCCAGGGUUCUGCUCGGGCAGCAUCACGUAACCGAUAUGGCGUGCGGAUUUGCCCUCGGUUCUCUCCACUACAUCCUGGUGGAGACGAUGUGGCUGCCGUCCAGCGCCUGCCAGACGCUGCUGUCUAUAGGGACGCUCAGCUGGGGCCCCUUCUACUAGUGCACACCCACACACACACACACACCAGCAUUUAGCUUUUAGUGAUACAUGUGAAAUAACACCAACUUAUAACAUCAAACUUAGUUGUUUUUGGUGUCUGAUUUUUGCGUCUUUACUCCUUAAAGUUAACUUAGACUUUUCUUUAAAUGUUUCUAAAUGUUUUGAGGAUUCUGACCCUGAUGCUGCUGAUCAGACUGAAGAAUCCACCAUGUAUUUUAGGAUUUGGCUUUAACUAAAAUGUCAUCCACUCAUUAUAAUGGAUUAAGACCAGGAGUGUGAUUCGGAUCUUUUACACCUUCCAGUUGCUGGGAUUCUUUUUUAUGACACCGUUGUCGGGAUUCUGAAAGCCGACGUGCUAGAUUUUUCAUCCCAUAAACACAACAUCUGUCGCCUUGGAAGCGUGUCCGAAUUGAUAGUCUGUAAAAACAAUCGUGCUGUGAGUGAGAGUUUAAUUAGCACAAAAAUGUCCACGUGUGUGUGUUUGUGUGUGUGAGUGUGUGUGAGAGUGUUUGUGUGUGAGUGUGUUUGUGUGUGAGUGUGUGUUUGUGUGAGUGUGUGUGCUUGUGUGUGUGUUCUGGCACUUUGUUAGCUACUAUUACUAGUUUACAAUUUUUGGUUCAUCUUCACAAAAUGUCUUCCUGAAACCUAACAAUGACAAUUACCAAUUAAAAGUUGUGUUUUUUUAUGUCCAAUAUGUCCACAACAUAUCAAUCAAUUCUCAGGAGGUGGGGCCUAAUUUCCUUAGUCAGUUGUCACUCAUGAUUAGAUAAGUGUUGUAACUCUAAGUGGAUUUUUGAUGCAGAACUUUUACUGGAAAAAAAAAAACAUGGCCGCUGUCAGCCAAUCAGCUUUCAGCAGCGUUUGUCAGUGUAAACACUGCACUUUGCUCUUGGUAUUGAAUAACUGUGUUCAUCUACCAUCUGUUUCGUGUUUUUUAUAAAAUGGCAAGGUCUGAACA